Polyodon spathula (Mississippi paddlefish) is the source of this 2718-nucleotide messenger RNA. RefSeq names its product G-protein-signaling modulator 1-like. Gene Ontology annotation, molecular function: protein binding; GTPase regulator activity. The record is from RefSeq and is a predicted model, not a curated record. NCBI's taxonomy places the organism in Eukaryota, Metazoa, Chordata, Actinopteri, Acipenseriformes, Polyodontidae. The transcript is spliced from 14 exons. Bases 89 to 2062 code for a protein of 657 amino acids.
CAGUAGGAGGCUACUGUCACCAAAGUAUUGUACUGCUGUUAGUAAACUAAGAAGGGAAGCUACUCAACAGGGCUGCUGUAUCCAGUUCAUGGCUCUGUCUCCUAAUGGUGUAGACCAGGAACCUGCAAGCAAGAGGCUGUACUCGAGGAUGGAAGCCUCUUGUCUGGAGCUCGCUCUGGAGGGGGAGCGCCUGUGUAAGGGUGGAGACUUCAAGGGUGCGGCAGCCUUCUUUGAAGCGGCAGUGCAGGUGGGCACUGAGGACCUGAAGACCCUGAGCGCCAUUUACAGCCAGCUGGGCAAUGCUUACUUCUACCUCAAAGAGUACGCCAAGGCGCUUGAGUACCAUCGGCAUGACCUCACGCUUGCCAGGACGAUUGGUGACCGGGUCGGUGAGGGAAAGGCCAGCGGUAACCUAGGGAACACUCUGAAAGUUCUGGGACGUUUUGACGAGGCGGCCGUGUGCAGCCAGAGACACCUGGACAUCGCCCGCGAGCAGCAAGACAAGGUGGGGGAGGCCAGGGCGCUGUAUAACAGCGGGAAUGUCUUCCAUGCCAAGGGGAAGCAGCAGUCAUGGAACUUUUCCCAGGACCCUGGGGACCUGCCGCCGGACGUGCGUGAGACCCUGCAGAAAGCCACUGAUUUCUACGAGAUGAACCUGUCCUUGGUAAAGGAGCUGGGGGAUCGUGCAGCACAAGGGCGAGUCUUUGGGAACCUGGGCAACACCCACUAUCUGCUGGGAAACUUUGUAGAGGCCAUCAACUUCCACAAAGAGCGGCUCGCAAUAGCAAAGGAGUUUGGUGAUAAAGCAGCAGAACGCAGAGCUUACAGUAACCUGGGCAACGCUCAUAUAUUCCUGGGUCAGUUCAGCAUUGCCACUGAGUACUACAGGAAGACGCUGCAUCUCUCUCGGCAGCUGAAGGACCAGGUGAUGGAGGCACAGGCCUGCUACAGCCUGGGGAACACCUUCACACUGCUGCAGGAGUAUGAGAUAGCCAUCGAAUACCACCUCAAACACCUUCUCAUCGCCCAGGAGCUCGGAGACAGGGUCGGUGAGGGUCGGGCGUGCUGGAGUCUGGGAAAUGCCUACGUCUCGCUGGGAAACCAUCGGCAAGCUCUUCACUUCGCCAGCAAGCACCUAGAGAUCUCUCGGGAGAUUGGGGAUUGUAACGGGGAACUGACUGCCCGGAUGAAUGUGGAGCAGUUGAUGACUGCCCUUGGAAUGGGAGAGGACCUGUCACCCUGUGGAUCAGAGUUUGAGGCUCAAGGUAGGUCCAGACCAGAGGAAGCUUGUUUGAGUGAGAGACUGUUUUGCUCCAUUCAGGAUCAGAACGGAGAUAGUCAUCAAAUGAACGAGUCACAGGUCAGAGCCACGAGUCACCUGAGUGGGCCAAUCAGAAGCGAGAGAGACACCCAAGGAGGGGAGAGCAGAUGGCUGGAUCGCAGAGCAUCACCAGUGGACAACAAUGACAUCAGAGUGCAGGUGGCACAGUCUAAGAUCAGUCAUCACCCUUUGGAUGAAGAAUGCUUUUUUGACCUGCUCAGUAAGUUCCAAAGUAACCGCAUGGAUGACCAGCGCUGCCCACUGGAUGAACAGCAAAAUGGAGUGGAAGGGGCUUCCUCCACCCUUGCCUCCUCGCUGGACGACAGGAUCGCCCCCUCUUCCUUAAUGACCUCGCCCCAGACGGAGGAGUUUUUCGAUCUCAUUGCGAGUUCUCAGAGCCGGCGUUUAGAUGACCAGCGUGCCAGCAUUAACAACUUGCCAGGACUGCGGAUAACUCAGAACAACCUGGGGCACCUCUGCGCUGACACCGAGCCCCAGGAGCCCAGCGACGACUUCUUCAACAUGCUCAUGAAGUGCCAGGCUUCCAGGAUUGAUGACCAGCGCUGUUCCCCACCUGAUCCAGGACCCAGAGCCCCCACUGUCCCAGAUGAAGAUUUCUUCAGCUUGAUCCAACGGGUCCAGGCCAAGCGACUGGAUGAGCAGCGAGUCCACCUUUCUUCAGACGACCAGGAUGAGACUCAAGAGCAGCCCCCAUCUCCUCCGUCACCUCCACCCAGCUAAGACUGCCCCAGGACCAACACCCUCUAAUCCUGCUGGAGCCCCACAGGAGUUACACUGAGGACUUCCCCACCCAGCUACAGUCACCGCAGCCUCAUAACUACGUGGACUAAAUCUACUUCUGCAGAAACCAGCAUUUGGCACCAGCACGACGGAAUUACACUGACUGGAUCUACUGCCAGACAUAUACAUUUCAUCCAGAUAGAGCCACGUUGACCCAUAUAUUAACGCCUGCUUGGGGCUGUCUGUUGUGGAAAUGAUAUGGGAGUCAGUUUGAUCUCCAGCUUUUAAUAUGAGAAGUUCUUUAGAGUUAAACCAAGAUGGGAAAAUAUACAGGAUGGAUGCUCAUGUUAAUAUAGUUUGAAAAUGUCAUGACCAAGUUAACCCUGCUGGACAUUCCAGUAACUGCUGGUUGCUGCUUGUGGUCACCAAAAGUUGGGUCCUGGAACACACAUUUACUGGUUUCUUGGUGAUUGCAGAGGGCAAGGUUGAAGCAGCAAGGUUUAUUGUAGACAGCAAUCAGCUGACUGUAUAAUUUUACUGUGAAAGUGCUUUUAAUUUUACUUGCUUUUCUUAAAUCAGUAUACCAGCCUAAUUGCAUGAAGAUCAAAAACUACCAGCUCAGCAGGUGAAAUGGGUUUAUAAACCAUCACAAAAUU